CGCAGCGAUCAGGCGGUGGUUAGACAGCUAAAUUGUUCAGUACCUACUACCUUGUAGAUCUCGUGGGGGAAACAUGGAUGAUGAGGAGGAAACCUACCGGCUCUGGAAGAUUCGUAAGACCAUUAUGCAGCUGUGCCAUGACCGUGGUUAUCUGGUAACGCAAGAUGAGUUGGAUCAAACGCUAGACGAGUUUAAGAGCCAGUUUGGUGACAAGCCAAGUGAGGGCCGUCCCAGAAGAACAGAUCUUACUGUGUUGGUGGCUCAUAAUGAUGAUCCUACUGACCAGAUGUUUGUAUUCUUCCCAGAGGAGCCCAAAGUUGGUAUAAAGACCAUUAAGAUGUACUGCCAAAGGAUGCAAGAGGAAAAUAUUACUAGAGCUAUUAUUGUGGUGCAGCAAGGAAUGACUCCAUCUGCCAAGCAGUCAUUGGUGGACAUGGCUCCCAAAUACAUUCUAGAGCAGUUUCUGCAGCAGGAGCUCCUGAUUAAUAUCACAGAGCAUGAGCUUGUUCCAGAGCAUGUGGUGAUGACUAAGGAUGAAGUUACAGAAUUGCUCGCCCGAUACAAACUGAGGGAAUCCCAGCUUCCUCGUAUCCAGGCUGGAGACCCAGUAGCACGAUAUUUUGGAUUGAAGAGAGGUCAGGUUGUUAAGAUCAUACGGCCUAGUGAGACUGCUGGCCGUUACAUCACAUACAGAUUAGUACAGUGAAGAGCUCGACAUGGACUGUUGUAGCAGCUUUGACUUGCUGCAGAUGUAUGUUGGGUAGCACGUGGUUGUCUCUUCUCAUUGGAAUUUACAUGGAUGGAUGAAGAUGGAUGAUCUGUCCAUUGGGUUCCUUUUUUUUAUUUUUAAGAAGAAGAAAAAAACAACCUUCCAGAGAGCACGCAGAUCAUGAUAGCUUCCCGUUCGUUUGUAGCUACGUUAGACCACUUGGCUAGAGGCUUGUUUCCCAGGUUCCAUUUACAAAGGAAAAUUCAAAGUGCAUAUUUUGUUUAAUAUAUAUAGAAAUAAUCUGGAAUUAAUAGGUGUUGCAGAUUUAGCUUUUAUAAAGUGAUUUCCUGCGUGACAUGUGAAAGUUCAGGGUAUAAAUAAAGCUGCACUUGUUUUAUUAAAGAAAA
Spea bombifrons (plains spadefoot toad) is the source of this 1116-nucleotide messenger RNA. It is a transcript of the gene POLR2E, whose product is annotated as RNA polymerase II, I and III subunit E. Gene Ontology annotation, molecular function: DNA binding; DNA-directed RNA polymerase activity. NCBI's taxonomy places the organism in Eukaryota, Metazoa, Chordata, Amphibia, Anura, Pelobatidae. Gene Ontology annotation, cellular component: RNA polymerase I complex; RNA polymerase III complex; RNA polymerase II, core complex. The record is from RefSeq and is a predicted model, not a curated record. The transcript is spliced from 7 exons. Gene Ontology annotation, biological process: DNA-templated transcription. Bases 74 to 706 code for a protein of 210 amino acids.